Molecule: messenger RNA, 1578 nt
Organism: Penicillium antarcticum
Lineage: Eukaryota; Fungi; Ascomycota; Eurotiomycetes; Eurotiales; Aspergillaceae
Exons: 2
Coding region: 1-1578 (525 amino acids)
Source: RefSeq, a predicted model, not a curated record
AUGAGUUACUUCAAGGAUCAGUACAGGCAGUACCAGGCCAAUCCCAAGUCGGACGCCGUCAAAUUGGCCGACGACGUGUCCUUGAUCUAUGUUCCCACUACCACCAAGGUCGAAUCGCGCGACGCAGUGAUUACCCAUGUGCAGAAACAGGGCUUCGUGGUCAAGAAGAGAUCGGAGCAGAUCAUCAGCUCCAUUGAGGGUUCCGACGCGCUAUGCCUAGAGAUGGAGACUACAUUGGAGUUCAUGGAAGGUGGCGGGGCCUAUCUCCCCUCGCUGGACGAUAAUUUCCUGGCCGACCGUGUCGUCACUUUCCCCACGAUGCACAUCGUCACGUUUGCGAACAAUGAAAUCAAGCAGAUUCGCAUUUACUGGGACCAGGGUUCACUGUUGAAGCAAGUCGAGGUUAUUGGCGCGCGUGGACGCGCCUGGCCCAUCCGUGAUGGAAAGGACCAGGUCCGUUGUCUCAAGACUGCCACGACCGAAUCGUCCACGCCCUCGCUUUUGUCUUCGACACAGCGCGAGCUUCCUCAGCGCCCUGCCUCCCCUGGCAAGCGUCACAUUAAGGAUCCAUAUGCCGCAGAGUCCUUGACUGAGUUGCUCUCCCCCAGCAAGGAAGCCGCUGCGCUUGACUUGGGUGAUUCACCUCCCAGGAGUGCUACCGCUGCUAAGCGUUAUACCCAGGACCCGUAUGGAGCUGGAUCUUUGAAUGAGCUUCUGUCCCCUAGCAAGAAGGCCGCUGAGCCUAUGCGUCCCUUUGCGCCAUCUGCGUCUCGUCCUCCCCAGCGCAACAUCAGUGAGCUGUUCUUGAAGGAUGACGAUAUUCCUGACUCGCCCUCCAAGCCCCAGCGCAGAGUCCCCAAGAUGGACGACGACGAGGAAGAAAACGCUGGCCUAGGCCCCGUUGACGAGAACCGUAGCUUCUACAAGACCAUUCCUGGAAAGUACAGUCACUUUGAGAUUGGCGGCGAUAACAACUCCAACCGUGAGAUCCAGCACGAAACCAGACACACCAACGCUUACAACACGCCCCACUGGGAAUUCGAUGACUUUUCUGCGACUCCCAAGAAGCCUUCGCGGGUCCCCCGCGGCGAGGAAGUGCGCCACUUUGGUUUUGAGAACGAGAAGAGCUUCCAGACUCCCCCAGGCAAGGCCAAUGUGGCCAAGCCCCGUCGUGAUGCUGAUGUCCACUUCGAGUUGACCGACGACGACGACAAGGAGGAUGCCCGCAUUAUCAGCUCCUUCGGCGGCCGUGGCAAGAACCUCUACCAGAACCGUCUCUACGACGAGCACGGAGACCCCGAGCUCACAGAGAAGGAGAAGAAGCAGGAGCCUCUGGGCGUUGUUGGCAAUGCCGCUAACCGCAAGAAGAACUUCGACUCUCAGUGGGAGAUGAGAGAUGACUCCCCCAAAGCCAGUGAAAACAUCAAGCCCGCCGCUCAGAACCACUCCAAGGCCGUCAAGAUGAUGGAGUCUUCCUGGGAUAACUUCGAGGACUCGCCCGAGCCCAAGCGAACUGCCACGUCUCAACGCGAUCCCACGCGUCACAACCAGCCGAGCUGGACUCAUGGUGACGAAUAA